GGGGGAGGCUUGGAUUGAGGUGGUCUAGUGGUGUGAGCGCUGGACUGGGACCCUGGAGACCAAGGUUCAAGUCCUGCUCGGUCAGGGAAGCCCACUGGGUGUGGAUCACACACUCUCAGCCCCAGAAAACUGAAAAGGGAAAAGUAAAGAAGGGCACCUGAAAAUGAUCAUCCCUGUUCGAUGCUUCACCUGUGGCAAAGUUGUGGGCAAUAAGUGGGAGGCGUACCUGGGCCUCUUGCAGGCUGAAUACACGGAAGGGGAUGCAUUGGAUGCACUUGGCUUAAAGCGCUACUGCUGUCGGCGGAUGCUUCUGUCUCAUGUAGAUUUGAUUGAAAAGUUGCUGAACUAUGCACCCUUGGAGAAGUAGCAUUGCCACCCUAGAACAGAACGGCCUCUGCCACCAUUCUGGGCAUGCCCUGCAACUUGAUAGGUUAUUCUGAUGGGUUCUUUCUGCUAUGGGGUUCUUUAGUUUGUGUCAAACUAAUCUGGCCUCUUUCACUAGAGGGUGCAAUUGUGCAAUGGAGGGACUCAGUCUCAUUUAAUGAUGUGCAAUAAAAAUUAUGAAGUAUAUUUGUA
Sceloporus undulatus (fence lizard) is the source of this 576-nucleotide messenger RNA. Its product is annotated as DNA-directed RNA polymerases I, II, and III subunit RPABC5-like. Gene Ontology annotation, cellular component: RNA polymerase III complex; RNA polymerase I complex; RNA polymerase II, core complex. Gene Ontology annotation, molecular function: DNA binding; zinc ion binding; DNA-directed RNA polymerase activity. Bases 164 to 367 code for a protein of 67 amino acids. The transcript is spliced from 3 exons. Gene Ontology annotation, biological process: transcription by RNA polymerase II; transcription by RNA polymerase I; tRNA transcription by RNA polymerase III. The record is from RefSeq and is a predicted model, not a curated record. NCBI's taxonomy places the organism in Eukaryota, Metazoa, Chordata, Lepidosauria, Squamata, Phrynosomatidae.